Molecule: messenger RNA, 4194 nt
Organism: Trichoplax adhaerens
Lineage: Eukaryota; Metazoa; Placozoa; Uniplacotomia; Trichoplacea; Trichoplacidae
Exons: 2
Coding region: 1-4194 (1397 amino acids)
Cellular component (GO): kinesin complex
Molecular function (GO): protein binding
Source: RefSeq, a predicted model, not a curated record
AUGGGUAAUCGAUCUUUCAAGUCUACUAUACGUAUACCUCAACAAAUUAAAUCCCUCUUUGAAAAAGCUAUAGAAAAUCAUCAAUCCGGCAACCUUAAUGAAGCCUUAUCCAAUUGUAUACGAGUUUUGGAUAAAAUCCAAGCUACAUCCCGGAGUACUAUUGAUCUUAAUCGGAUGCGAUGUGAGAUUUAUCUUCUUGUUGGCGAUAUAUAUAUACAACAAAGUGAAUGGAUAAAAGCUAAAGAAUUCAAUGAAAAAGGACAAGAAAUGGCCGAAAAGCUGCAAGAAAAUGUAAUCAUUGUCCGAUGCUUAGAUCAACAAGGUGAUAUUCAAAAGGUGCAAGGAGAUUUGAAGGGGGCAUCGGAUAAUUAUGCUAAAUCAUUGAGUAUAAAGUUAAAUUAUUUAGGCAAGGAAGACCUAGAUGUCAGUAAUUCAUAUGACCGGAUAGGAAAUAUACAUUAUGCUCAAUGCAGAUAUGACGAGGCUCUCUCUAUGCAUGAAAAAUCACUCAAAAUUCGAUUAUCAGCCCUUGGUCACAAUCAUUCUGAUGUGGCUAAAUCUUAUAGCAAUAUUGGAGAAAGCUAUUGGGAACAGAGUAAAUAUGAAGAGGCUAUUUGUAUGCAUGAGAAAUCGCUCAAAAUUCGAUUAUCAGUUUUUGGCCUUAAUCAUCCUGAUGUUGCUACAUCAUAUAAUAACUUGGGAAAUGUCCAGGCUGAUCAAGGCAAGCAGAAAGAGGCCAUUUCUAUGUAUGAGAAGUCGCUCAAAAUUCGCUUGCAAGUUCUUGGUCAUAAUCACUUCGCUGUUGCUCAAUCAUACAAUAAUUUAGGAAAUAUCUAUGCUGAUCAAGGUAAGUAUGAAGAGGCUAUAUCUAUGUUUGAGAAAUCACUCCAAAUUCGAUUGUCGAUUUUUGGUCAUAAUCAUGCAGAUGUUGCUACAUCAUAUAACAACUUGGGAACUAUAUUUUAUGAUCAGGGCAAGCAUGAAAAGGCUCUCUCUAUGUAUGAGAAGUCUCUCAAAAUUCGAUUGUCAGUCCUUUGUAGCAAUCAUCUCGAUGUUGCCCAAUCGUAUAACAAUAUCGGUCUUAUAUAUGGUGAUCAAGGCAAGCACGAAGAAGCUAUUUUUAUGUAUGAGAAAUCACUUAAAAUUCGAUUAUCAGCUCUAGGUCAUAAUCAUUGUGUCGUUGCUCAAUCGCACAAUAACCUGGGAAAUGUCUUUGCAGAUCAGGGCAAGCAUGAAGAAGCUAUUUCUAUGUAUGAGAAAUCGCUUAAAAUUCGAUUAUCACUUCUAGGUCCUAAUCAUGUUGCUGUUGCUACAUCAUAUAAUGAUGUGGGAACUAUAUAUUGUGAUCAAGGAAAAUACGACGAGGCCAUUUCUACGUUUGAGAAAUCAGUCAAAAUUCAGCUGUCAGUUCUUGGUCCUAAUCAUCCUACUAUAGCUCAAUCCUAUAACAACAUCGGAAAUGUAUAUUCUCAUCAAGAUAGGCACGAAGAAGCUAUUUCCAUGUAUGAAAAGUCACUCAAAAUUAAUUUACUAGUCUUUGGUCACAAUCAUAUAAGUGUUGCUGCAUCAUAUAAUAACAUGGGGAAUGUCUUUAAAAAUCAGAGCAAGUAUAAUGAAGCGGUCACUAUGUAUGAGAAAUCGCUCAAAAUUCAACUUUCAAACUUUGGUCACGAUCAUCCCGAUAUUGCUUCAUUAUAUAAUAACAUGGGGAAUGUCUAUGCUGAUCAGGAGAAGCAUGAAGAAGCGAUUUCCAUGUAUGAGAAGUCACUUAAAGUUCGAUUAUCAAUCCUUGAGAACAAUCAUCCCGAUAUUGCUGCAUCCUAUAAUAACAUUGGGGUCGUUUAUAGGAAGCAGACUAAAUAUGAAGAAGCUAUUUCCAUGUUUGAGAAAUCGCUCGAAAUACAAUCAUCAGCCCUGGGUUACAAUCAUCCUGAAGUUGCCAAAUCCUAUAGCAACAUGGGAAAAGUUUAUUGGAAGCAGAGUAAAUAUGAAAAUGCCAUAUCUAUGUAUGAGAAAUCACUCAAAAUUCGAUUGUCAACUCUUGGUAGCAAUCAUUCUGAAGUUGCCAAAUCAUAUGACGACCUGGGAGAAGUCUAUAGGAAGCAAAGUAAGUCUAUGGAGGCUCUUUCUAUGUACGAAAAGUCGCUCAAAAUCCGAUUAUCAGUUUUUGGUCACAAUCAUCCUGCUUCCGCUCAGUCAUAUAACAACAUUGGACUAGCAUAUUGUGAUCAAGGCAAGCAUGAAGAGGCCAUUUCUAUGUAUGAGAAAUCACUUAAAAUUCAAUUAUCAGUCCUUAAUCAUAAUCAUCCUGAUAUUGCUAUGGCUUACGGAAACCUAGGAAUUGCCUAUUCUCUCCAGGCCAAAUAUGAAGAGGCUAUUUCUAUGUAUAAGAAAUCGCUCGAACUUCAAUUGUUAGCCUUUGGUACUAAUCAUCCCGAUGUUGCCAAAACAUAUAACAACAUGGGAACCGUCUAUAGUGAUCAGGGAAAGUAUGAGGAGGCAAUUUCUAUGUAUAAUAAGUCACUCAAGAUUAAGUUAUCAAUCUUUGAUCACAAUCAUCCCGAAGUUGAUAAAUUAUACAACAACAUGGGGAUUGUAUAUUUUCAUCAAGAUAAGCAUGUAGAAGCCAUUCGUAUAUUUGAAAAAUGCCUCAAGAUUGUUCUAUUGAUCUUUGGCCAUAAUCAUGAACGCGUUGCUGCAACUUAUAAUAAUAUGGGAAAUGUCUACAAAAACCAAGGCAAAUAUGAAGAAGCUAUUUCUAUGUAUGAAAAGUCACUUAAAAUACAAAUGUCAGUUCUAGAUCAUAAUCAUCCUGAUGUUGCUGCAUCAUACAAUAACAUGGGAAAUGCCUAUAAAAAUCAGGGCAAGCAUGAAGAAGCUAUUGCUAUGUAUGAGAAGUCUCUUAAAAUUCGGUCAUUAGUACUUAGCCACAACCAUCCUGAUAUUGCGGCAUUAUAUGACAACAUAGGAAUUGUAUACUCUUGUCAAGGUAAAUAUGAGAAAGCUAAUUCUGCGCUUGAGAAGUCACUUAAAAUUCGAUUAUCAGUCUAUGAUAGCAAGCAUCCCGAUAUUGCAGCAUCCUACAACAACAUGGGCGAAGUCUACAGGCAGCAGAGCAAACAUAAAGAGGCCAUUUCUAUGUUUGAAAAGUCACUCAAAAUUCGACUAUCUGUCCUUGGUGACAAUCAUUGCGAUACUGCUGCUUCCUAUAAUAACAUAGGAGAAGUCUAUUGGAAUCAGGGUAACCACGAAGAGGCUAUUUAUAUGCAUGAGAAGUCGCUCGAAAUUAGAUUGUCAGUUCUUGGUUGCAACCAUUCCGAUGUUGCUCAAUCCUAUAAUAACAUUGGCCUUGUAUAUUAUGAUCAGGGCAACUAUGAAGAGGCUUUACCUAUGUACCAGAAGUCACUUAAAAUUCGAUUAUCAGUCCUUGGUCACGAACAUUCCGCUGUGGCCCAAUCAUAUAACAAUAUUGGAGCUGUUUACUAUGCUCAAGGAAAUCAUGAAGAGGCUCUAUCAAUGUAUGAGAAGUCACUUAAAAUUCGAUUAUCUGUUCAAAGCCACAAUCAUCCUGAUGUUGCCCAAUCAUAUAAUAACAUCGGCUUUAUAUAUUGCAAUCAGGGCAGGCAUGAUGAGGCUCUAUCUAUGUACGAAAAGUCACUUGAAAUUCGAUUAUUAAUCCUUGAUGAUAAUCAUCCCGCUAUUGCCCAGUCAUAUGACAACAUAGGAAAUUUAUAUGAUGAUCAGGGCAAGGAUGAAGAAGCGAUUCCUAUGUAUGAAAAAUCACUCAAAAUUCGAUUAUCGGUCCUUAAAGAUAAUUAUCCCGACGUCGCUGCAUCACAGAAUGUAAGAACUGUGCGCUUUCGUCAGAGCAAACAUGAACGGGCUAUUUCUUGGUAUGAGAAAUCACUCGAAAAUAAAGUGUCUGCUCUUGAUCAAAAUCACCCCGAUACUGCGAUGUCAUACAGGAAUCUUGGAAAUAUCUAUUCUCGCCAGUGCAGGCAUGAAGAGGCUAUAUCUAUGUACGAAAAAUUACUCAGAAUUCAAUUAUCAGACUUAGGUCACAAUCAUCCACAAGUCGCAAUAUUAUAUUACAAGAUAGGAAGUGUCUACGAUAGCCAGGGCAUGUAUGAUGAGGCCCUAUCAAUAAUGGUUAAUCAACAUAUUUGUAUUAUCUAUAGCGAUACCACAAUAUAA